AUGCGCGACGGCCGCGAUUACUGGCGGCGCUUCGCCUGCGUCGUCUGCAUUGGCGUCGCCACCAUCGCCGCGGUCGCCGUCACCGUGGUCCUCGUCCUCGCCUACGGCCGCGCCGCGCAGCCACCCAGCUUCGACGUCAGCGACGCCUCGCUCACGCACUUCACGCUCAGCACGUCGGCGAACGGCCCCACCAACAUCUCCUACAACCUCACGCUGACGGUCACCGUGCGCAACCCGAACUGGGCCAUGGGCGCCACCUUCCGGUCCCUCGAGGUCGACUACCUCUUCGACGGCCAGCGCUUCGGCCGCGUCGCCGUCGUCGCGGCGCCGGGAUCCGUCGUCCUGCUCGCUGGGGAUACCACCGUGUUCCCCGUCGCCGCUGGCGCCGGCGGCGAGCGGGUGAUGAACCUCAUGAACGGGAACGGCAGCGUUGUGGCGUACAGGAACCAGAGCAUGGCGGGGGCGUUCGACGUCUUGGUGGGCUUCUGCGGCCAGGUGACGUUCAAGCCGCACGCUCUGUGGUGCAGGCUGGAGGUCAGCUGCCCGCUCAAGCUGAAGCUCCCAGCUCGUGACGCCGACGACGGCGCCGCCGCCGUCGACGACAAGAACGCCACCGCCUGCAGGGUGCUUUCGCCGCAGAGCGGGUGCUGA
Messenger RNA from Miscanthus lutarioriparius, 651 nucleotides. Lineage: Eukaryota; Viridiplantae; Streptophyta; Magnoliopsida; Poales; Poaceae. The record is from the annotation of a GenBank genome assembly.